Lactuca virosa is the source of this 1414-nucleotide messenger RNA. The record is from the annotation of a GenBank genome assembly. Lineage: Eukaryota; Viridiplantae; Streptophyta; Magnoliopsida; Asterales; Asteraceae.
CAUGGUUCAUACUUUAUAAGCCACUUCGGUUAAAUUUCGUCAAGUUUUCCCUCAUCGCAAUUCGCACAACCCAAACGAAGGUUGCAAUACAAUCACCACCACAAGUACGAAACCCCCAAAACAUAGAAGACUAGCAGCACGAAAACCUUCGAUUAUCCCUUUGUAUAUAAAAUAAAUCUUCCGACUUGUUACAAAUUGGGGAUUUUGGUCGACGUAAGGUGGUUUUGGUUUUAAUUCAUCAAAGAAUUCAAUGGCACUGAGAGCACCUGUUGCAGGGUUAAGUAUCGCUUCAACAACAUCAGCUUCAUUACAGGAUUCUUCUACCAGAAUUGGAUUUUGCAAGAUUCCAACUAACAGGACAUCGUUCUUUGGUUCUGGAGUUGGAUCCCUAAAGGUUAGAGUACAAAUAGAUCACCCUAGAAAUACAAGAUGUUAUGGAAUUCGCAUGAAUCUUUUUGAUCGUUUUGCACGAGUUGUCAAGUCCUAUGCAAAUGCACUGGUUAGCACCUUUGAAGAUCCAGAAAAGAUCUUAGAGCAAGCUGUUCUUGAAAUGAAUGAUGAUCUAAUAAAGAUGCGUCAAGCUACAGCUCAAGUUUUGGCAUCUCAAAAGAGGUUGGAGAACAAAUAUAAAGCUGCUGAGCAAGCUUCUGAAGACUGGUACAAAAGAGCACAACUUGCUCUUAGUAAGGGAGAUGAAGAUCUUGCACGUGAAGCUUUAAAGAGGCGUAAAUCUUAUGCUGACAAUGCAGCUUCUUUGAGGACUCAACUUGAUCAGCAGAAAGGUGUUGUGGAUAAUCUUGUGAAUAACACUCGGAUUCUAGAAAGCAAGAUACAAGAGGCUAAGUCAAAGAAAGAUACUCUCAAAGCACGUGCACAGUCUGCAAAAACUGCAACAAAAGUAAGUGAAAUGUUGGGGAAUGUGAAUACAAGCAGUGCUCUUUCAGCAUUUGAGAAGAUGGAAGAAAAAGUUAUGACCAUGGAGUCUCAAGCAGAAGCCCUUAAUCAGCUAACAACUGAUGAUCUUGAAGGAAAGUUUGCAAUGCUGGAGAGCUCAUCAGUUGAUGAUGAUCUUGCAAGCUUAAAGAAGGAACUAUCUGGAACCACAAAGAAAGGAGAGCUUCCACCAGGGAGAACAACGGUUUCCAACUCAAAAGCAGCAUAUCCAUUUCCGGAUCUUGAAAUAGAGAAUGAGCUGAAUCAAUUAAGGCAAAGAACCAGAGACCUCUAGAAUCAACUUCAUAUUUUGUUUGGAAAAUGGUUACUCAAGCUCAAACUUUAUUAAAUUCCAAUGUUACCCUUUGUCAAAAUUAUUACAAAAUAUAUACUCGUGUUAUUGUGGGACUUUUUGUUUAUGUGGAUUUUUCAUCACUUUAUCGAGUUUUAUAGUUUAUAAAUGGACAGAGUUCAUAUUUUC